This is a messenger RNA of Chinchilla lanigera (long-tailed chinchilla), 3271 nucleotides long. It is a transcript of the gene Zap70, whose product is annotated as zeta-chain (TCR) associated protein kinase 70kDa. Gene Ontology annotation, molecular function: ATP binding; non-membrane spanning protein tyrosine kinase activity; signaling receptor binding. Lineage: Eukaryota; Metazoa; Chordata; Mammalia; Rodentia; Chinchillidae. The record is from RefSeq and is a predicted model, not a curated record. Gene Ontology annotation, cellular component: cytoplasm; extrinsic component of cytoplasmic side of plasma membrane. Gene Ontology annotation, biological process: innate immune response; cell differentiation; intracellular signal transduction.
AACUUCAAACGCAGCUCUUUCCUGUCUUCGCGUCGAGGAAGAGUUGCGCGCCAGGCUGUGGUGAGAGCCCCGAGACACCAGGCCUUCGGGCGGCAGAGCUGCUGGGGGUCCUCGGCCUUCUGCCCUGCCCUGCCACCCUGGCCACCCCAGGGGACUCUAGAGUGCCUGGUGGAGGGAGGCCCUGUGCCCCCGGGUGUGAACCGCUGCAUCUCGCCGUGUGUGCAAGGAGGGUGGGGCCGGUGCAGCUCCCAGGCUGGGGCCUCAGCUGCCGGAAGCCAAGUUGACCGUGUGGGUCCCCGUUGUCCAUCUAGAGCCAGCUCUGAGUCGGUGUUGGGGUCCAGAGACCCCACAGUGGCCUGCUUUCCUCUACUUCCGUGUGCACGUCCCCAGGGCGAGGCCCUGGAGCAGGCCAUCCUGAGCCAGGCGCCGCAGGUGGAGAAGCUCAUCGCCACCACGGCGCACCAGCGGAUGCCCUGGUUCCACAGCAGCCUGACGCGCGAGGAGGCCGAGCGCAAGCUCUACUCGGGCGCGCAGACCGACGGCAAGUUCCUGCUGAGGCCCCGGAAGGAGCAGGGCACCUACGCACUGUCCCUGAUCUACGGGAAGACCGUGUACCACUACCUCAUUAGCCAGGACAAGGCCGGCAAGUACUGCAUCCCCGAGGGCACCAAGUUCGACACGCUGUGGCAGCUGGUGGAGUACCUGAAGCUGAAGGCGGACGGGCUCAUCUACUGCCUGAAGGAGGCCUGCCCCAACACCAGCGCCGAGGGGGCCGCCGCUCCCACGCUUCCUGCCCACCCAUCCACCUUCACCCACCCUCAGAGACGGGCGGACACCCUCAACUCCGAUGGAUACACCCCAGAACCAGCGCGCCCGGCCCCUGCGGACGAGCCACGGCCGAUGCCCAUGGACACGAGCGUGUAUGAGAGCCCCUACAGCGACCCCGAGGAGCUGAAGAACAAGAAGCUCUUCCUGAAGCGCGAGAACCUGCUCGUGGCCGACAUUGAACUGGGCUGCGGCAACUUUGGCUCCGUGCGCCAGGGUGUCUACCGCAUGCGCAAGAAGCAGAUCGAUGUGGCCAUCAAGGUGCUGAAGCAGAGCACGGAGAAGGCGGACAAGGACGAGAUGAUGCGGGAGGCGCAGAUCAUGCACCAGCUGGACAACCCCUACAUCGUGCGGCUCAUCGGCGUGUGCCAGGCGGAGGCGCUCAUGCUGGUCAUGGAGAUGGCGGGCGGCGGCCCGCUGCACAAGUUCCUGGUCGGAAAGAAGGAGGAGGUCCCCGUGAGCAACGUGGCCGAGCUCCUGCACCAGGUGUCCAUGGGGAUGAAGUACCUGGAGGAGAAGAACUUCGUGCACCGCGACCUGGCGGCCCGCAACGUCCUGCUGGUCAACCGGCACUACGCCAAGAUCAGUGACUUCGGCCUCUCCAAGGCCUUGGGCGCCGACGACAGCUACUACACGGCCCGCUCGGCUGGGAAGUGGCCCCUCAAGUGGUACGCGCCCGAGUGCAUCAACUUCCGCAAGUUCUCCAGCCGCAGCGACGUGUGGAGCUACGGGGUCACCAUGUGGGAGGCCUUCUCCUACGGCCAGAAGCCUUACAAGAAGAUGAAGGGCCCCGAGGUGCUGGAGUUCAUCAAGCAGGGCAAGCGGAUGGAGUGCCCGCCCGAGUGCCCGCCCGAGAUGUACGCGCUCAUGAGCGACUGCUGGAUCUACAAGUGGGAGGACCGCCCUGACUUCCAGACGGUGGAGCAGCGCAUGCGGACCUAUUACUACAGCCUGGCAAGCAGGGCCGAGGGGUCCCCGCAGUGCGCACAGGGGCCCGAGGCUGCGUGCGUCUGAGCCCUGGCCACGGGGAGCCUGGGACCCCAGCCUGACCUUGGUCCUCUGCCAAGGCUCCCUGGUCCCCUGGGCCUGGGGCAGGUGGGCCGAGGCGGGCCAGUCCUGGGCUGAGGGGCUGCCCCAGGACUCUGGCUCUGGCGCCCGAGGCUGUCUAGGCUUCAGUCACUGGAAUAAACUCGGCUUCUCUCCUGCCUGAGCCCCUCGUCUUUCUGGGGUGAGGCCGGCGCGGGUGCGCUGGGUGGUCACAGAAGUGGACCAGAAGUGCCCCGUGCCCCGAAGCACUUCUCCUCUUGUGGGAAAGAUGUGGCUGACUGUUCCCCCUUCUCUGCAUGGAGGGCACCUUCCGGACAGAGCAGGGGAACUGAGACCAGGUGUGUGGGGGGCAAAGGGCUGCGUGCACUGCCUCAGUUUCCCUGAGUCGCCUAGCUACCUGCUCAGCUGCUCCCACUUUCUUCGCUGGCCUUAGUCACAGCCGGGGUCUUUGUCACCUGCUGCUCCAAGUGUCUGCUCAGCCCUGCUCAGAACAGUCCCCAAGUCUUGCUGCCUCGGUUUCCCCACAUGGGAAUUGGGUUGUUGGAGGGCAGGACCCAACGGAGGACUGCAGGGCAGCCAGGACCCUGCAUUGCCUUUCUGAGCAGCCCCGUCGCACGCUGGGACUGGCUCCGUCCCCAGUGCCUCGGAAGGCCUCCUCCAGGGGACAGCACGUGACCCACCAGCAGCCAAUGACAGGCGAGGAGCUUCGCCGGGGAUUCUUUUUAUUUGUGGUGGGAAGCCAGGAGACCCAGAAGCCUGAGCUGGUUUGUGGGACCGCAGGGGAGGGAUAGGGGGCAGAGCUUGAGGCCCAAGUGUGUGGCUACAGAGAAGAGACCUCGAGCCCUGGGGACAUGUGAAUAUGUUGUGAAGCCAGGAGGUCAACCCAGCAUAGACUUUAUUCUGACCUCACCAUUUAUUAUUGGAUUUUAGUAAUUUAAAUGUCAGUUUAAUUUAGCAUAUUUUGUUACUUUUCUUUCAAUGACCUUCGUGUUCUCCAUGGAAGCCGAUUAAGAGCCCCAGUUCUAGGGACCAGGGCAGGCGCUCAGUGACGCCGCUAUGUACAUGGGGUGUCUGGGGUGCUUGGGGUGUUUGAGGGUCUGCAAACCCUGCCAGGCCCGGCUGCUGGGUCACAGACCACAGAGCACAGUUAAUUGCGAAGACAAAAUCAUAGAACUGAGACUGCUUCAAGUCUGUCAUUGUUUGUGAUCUCUUGGCAGUUUAUGUGAUUAAAAUUUAAUAUACCCACGCCUAAAUGUUAAAUGCAAACAUUGUUUUUGAAUUACCUGUGUUAAAAUGAAUAAAUAAAGGAAAGUCACACCAGUGGUGUGAUUUAAUGGCUUUCUGAAUUCUACUGUUUGCGGAUGGAUCAGUUUGAUUAAAAUUCUCUUGUAACUGGAAA